Cucurbita moschata (crookneck pumpkin) is the source of this 2747-nucleotide messenger RNA. RefSeq names its product BRASSINOSTEROID INSENSITIVE 1-associated receptor kinase 1-like. Bases 621 to 2459 code for a protein of 612 amino acids. Lineage: Eukaryota; Viridiplantae; Streptophyta; Magnoliopsida; Cucurbitales; Cucurbitaceae. Gene Ontology annotation, molecular function: protein kinase activity; protein binding; ATP binding. Gene Ontology annotation, biological process: protein phosphorylation. The record is from RefSeq and is a predicted model, not a curated record. The transcript has 12 exons.
ACACAGCCAUCCCCAUUGACUCAAGAGUAUCUUUUGAGUAUCAAAUGGGUUCUUAAAGUAAAAACAUUAUCUCAACAGGUUAAAAAUGGUGUUGGGUUUAUGAUUGUUGUGGCUAUGUAUUUUUUUUUUUAGUUGAAUUUUGGAUGCUUUGAUAAUUAAGCAUUUUUGUGUUCUUGGUUGAAUCUCUAUUUUGGAGUUGGACUAUUUGAUUUCAAGAAAAGAAGUGAAGGAAGAAGAACAAAGACCAAAGCAAAUCAACGACUUUUCUUCUUCCGUUUUAAUUCAACCCCCAUCCCAAUUUCCUGUGCAAUUUCUUCUUCUCAUUCCAUGGAAGCCUGCAAGCUCUGCAACUGGUCAAUUUUUUCGCUUCUUCUUCUUCUUCUUCUUCGUCCAUAACAUUUUCUUCAAUUCCUUACUUCGAGUCUCCUCGACCCUGUUGCAGUCAACGGGGCUCCUUCACGUUUUGAGCAGUUUCCUCGAAGGUUCCCACAGAAUCUGGAGCUCCGAUUCGAGGAUUCUAUUGAGCUUUGACCUCUUGGCGCUCCUCCUCCGAAAUCCCUCUGCUCACUAUGUCGGAUUGUUUCGAGUGUAAACUUUAGUGCGGGAUUUUGGUUUGCGUUAUGUCGGUGAUGUUGCGUUCUUCGUCUUCUCUGUGGAUAAUUUUGGUGCUCCGGUUUGUUUCGCUGCUCUCUGCUAAUCCUGAAGGCGAUGCUUUGUAUGCAUUGAAGUCGAAUUUACAAGAUCCCAACAGCGUAUUGCAGAGUUGGGAUCCAACACUUGUUAAUCCCUGCACUUGGUUUCAUGUCACCUGUGACAACGCGAAUACUGUCAUUCGAGUUGAUCUUGGAAAUGCAAAUCUAUCUGGUACAUUAGUUCCACAACUUGGUCAGCUUCCGAGUUUACAGUAUCUGGAACUCUAUAGUAACAAUAUUAGUGGAGGAAUUCCGGAGGAGCUUGGGGAUUUGACAAACUUGGUGAGCUUGGAUCUUUACUUGAACAAUUUAACUGGUCACAUACCCGUCACACUUGGCCAGCUUGAUAAUCUGCGUUUCCUGCGUCUUAACAACAACAGCUUGACAGGAACUAUUCCAAUGUCAUUAACCACUGUUAAAUCCUUGCAAGUCCUGGAUCUUUCAUAUAAUCACCUAACUGGAGAUAUUCCGAUCAAUGGUUCUUUUUCUCUUUUUACCCCUAUCAGCUUUGCUAAUAAUAAUCUAAAUGAGUCUGCCGUUCGUCCUCCACCAUCUCCUUUACCUUCUUCACCAACCCCCACAUCAGGUAAUUCUGCCACUGGAGCUAUUGCUGGUGGAGUUGCUGCUGGUGCUGCUUUACUGUUUGCUGCUCCUGCUGUUGCAGUUGCUCUGUGGCGUCGGAAGAAACCUCAAGAUCAUUUCUUUGAUGUACCUGCUGAAGAGGAUCCAGAAGUUCAUCUUGGUCAGCUUAAGAGGUUCUCUCUACGUGAACUACAAGUUGCUACAGAUAAUUUUAGCAACAAAAAUAUUCUAGGUAGAGGUGGUUUUGGCAAGGUCUAUAAGGGACGUCUGGCUGAUGGAUCUCUGGUGGCAGUUAAAAGACUUAAAGAGGAACGUUCCCAGGGUGGGGAGCUGCAAUUUCAAACAGAAGUAGAGAUGAUCAGCAUGGCUGUGCAUCGUAAUCUUCUCCGCCUGCGUGGAUUUUGUAUGACACCAACUGAGCGGGUGUUGGUCUAUCCAUAUAUGGUUAAUGGAAGUGUAGCAUCGUGUUUAAGAGAGCGUUCAGAAUCACAACCUCCACUUAAUUGGUCGAACCGAAAACGCAUUGCUUUGGGAUCGGCAAGGGGACUUGCUUAUCUACAUGAUCAUUGUGAUCCUAAGAUUAUUCAUAGGGAUGUGAAAGCUGCAAACAUUUUGCUUGACGAGGAGUUUGAAGCCGUGGUUGGUGAUUUUGGGCUGGCUAAACUCAUGGACUACAAAGAUACUCAUGUCACAACUGCAGUAAGAGGAACAAUUGGGCAUAUAGCGCCUGAGUACCUUUCGACUGGAAAGUCUUCUGAGAAGACUGACGUUUUUGGGUACGGGGUAAUGCUCCUCGAACUCAUAACUGGACAGAGGGCCUUUGAUCUUGCCCGGCUUGCAAAUGAUGAUGAUGUCAUGCUUCUUGAUUGGGUGAAAGGACUUCUAAAAGACAAGAGGCUUGAAACGCUAGUCGAUCCCGAUUUUGCGGGAAACUAUCCUGACAACGAAGUCGAGCAGCUCAUACAAGUUGCCUUGUUGUGCACACAAGGCACUCCUACCGAGCGGCCUAAGAUGUCGGAGGUUGUACGGAUGCUCGAGGGUGAUGGGUUAUCUGAAAGAUGGGAAGAAUGGCAGAAAGAGGAUCGGUUCCAACAAGAAGUAAGCCGCAAUCCCCACCCAAGUACUACUUGGAUUCUUGACUCUACUGCUGAAAUGCCUCCUGAUGAACUGUCUGGUCCGAGAUGAUUUCUGGAAGCCCCCUCAUAUAUAUAUAUAUAUAUCACAUUUGUGCAUAUAGUUUCCACUUUUUUUUUUUUUUUUAUAUAGAAAAAAAUAAUUUCAUCAUAAAUUUUCUGGGUUGUUCAUCUUGUACCACAUAUCUGAGUUCUCAGUAAUUUGUAGAGGGGUUGGUAAUCAAAACAUGAGAAUUCAGCUGAUUUUUCAAAUUUGAUCUGAUAAAGUGAUGUUGCAUAAGUAUAUUGGUUUGUAUUAUCAAAUUUUCCUUCUGUACCAAUGAAUUUAUAUUACACAUCA